UGUAUUGUCGUUUGCCACGUUUCCAAGUUGUCGCAUUGUGACAUAUGCGUUCCGGGAAAAGUUAGCGCGCCGAGUGUAUUUCAGACACGGUUCAAACCGUGUUGAGUAGUUUAUCUUACUAUUAACUGAACAUGCAAAUAUUACGGCAAUUAGACGUGCACCCAAAAGUGCGCGAAGAGGCGGAUAUUCUCGUACGAACCUUCAGUGGUGCUGUUGGUAAAAUGUUUUACUUGUCAAAUCUUAAACUGACUAUUAUUAGUACCAUUAUCAUGGGUAUUCUAUUUCUAUCCGAAGUGAAUUAUUAUCUUACUCCAACCUUAAGUGAAGAAUUGUUUGUAGAUACUUCAAGGGGUUCAAAAUUAAGAAUUAAUUUAGAUAUAAUUGUACCUACAAUAUCUUGUGAUGUUUUAUCAAUAGAUGCAAUGGACACAACAGGUGAACAGCAUUUACAAAUAGAGCAUAAUAUAUUUAAAAGACGCUUAGACUUAAAUGGGAAACCUAUAGAAGAUCCACAAAGGACAGACAUUACUGACACAAAAGCACGUAGUAAAACAACAACAAAGACAGUAGAAAGCACUACUGAGAAAGCAUGUGGAGACUGUUAUGGAGCUGCUGGUGAUAUUAUCAAAUGUUGUAAUACUUGUGAAGAUGUAAGAGAAGCCUAUAGACUUAAAAAUUGGGCACUUCCUGCUCUAGGAAUGAUAAAGCAAUGUAAAAAUGAUAAAUCAGUAGAGAAAAUGAAAACUGCCUUUAUUCAAGGAUGUCAAAUCUAUGGUUAUAUGGAAGUAAAUAGAGUGGGUGGAAGUUUUCACAUUGCACCAGGUGACAGCUUCUCUGUAAACCAUGUACAUGUGCAUGAUGUCAAACCAUACACAUCAACGCAAUUUAAUAUGACCCACAAGAUUCGCCAUUUGAGUUUUGGGCUAAACAUCCCAGGAAAGACGAAUCCUAUGGAUGAUACUACUGUAGUUGCAAUGGAAGGUGCGAUGAUGUUUUAUCAUUACAUCAAAAUUGUACCGACGACUUACGUGCGCGCUGAUGGUUCCACGUUAUUGACAAAUCAAUUUUCUGUAACUCGACACGCCAGACAAGUGUCUUUGUUUAGCGGCGAAUCUGGAAUGCCUGGUAUAUUCUUUAAUUAUGAGUUAAGUCCAUUAAUGGUAAAAUAUACAGAAAAAGCGAAAUCGUUUGGUCAUUUCGCGACGAAUGCAUGUGCAAUUAUCGGUGGCGUAUUUACAGUUGCUGGACUAAUAGAUUCGCUAUUAUAUCACUCUGUCAGAGCAAUACAGAAAAAGAUAGAAUUGGGCAAAUACAAUUAAAAUUUAGAUUAGCUUAUAAGUUUGAAGAGUAUUAUAGAAUAUUUGAAAAUAUUUUGUACGACGGGUGAUUUGAUUUUACACGUCAGUUAAGUAACAAUCUUUUAUCGAGCGUAUUAUUAAAAACAUAAAAAAGAAGAAAAUACUGAUGUAACGAUAUAAAAUUUA
Bombus impatiens (common eastern bumble bee) is the source of this 1484-nucleotide messenger RNA. RefSeq names its product endoplasmic reticulum-Golgi intermediate compartment protein 3. The transcript has 8 exons. Gene Ontology annotation, biological process: endoplasmic reticulum to Golgi vesicle-mediated transport; retrograde vesicle-mediated transport, Golgi to endoplasmic reticulum. Bases 132 to 1319 code for a protein of 395 amino acids. The record is from RefSeq and is a predicted model, not a curated record. Lineage: Eukaryota; Metazoa; Arthropoda; Insecta; Hymenoptera; Apidae. Gene Ontology annotation, cellular component: endoplasmic reticulum membrane; endoplasmic reticulum; COPII-coated ER to Golgi transport vesicle.